Messenger RNA from Peronospora matthiolae, 1680 nucleotides. The record is from the annotation of a GenBank genome assembly. Lineage: Eukaryota; Oomycota; Peronosporomycetes; Peronosporales; Peronosporaceae.
AUGGCGCCCCUAGUAAAGUCAUCAGAGACAAGGAGCAACAAGAGCUACAGCACGAGCGGAUACAACGCUAAGAAACGCCCAGCCGCCAAUGGCGACGACGGCAAGAAGUCGUUCAUGGACCAGAAACUAGCCAAGAAACAGCGCAAGAUGCAGCGGCCGCACUACGAGAUGGUGACGCGCGCUAAGGAGAUCUGGAACGUCAUCCGUGAGAAUAAAGUGGACAAGAACAAGCGCGCUACGCUCGUGGACGAGCUGUUUCUGCUGGUCAAGGGCAAGAUCCACGACGUGGCGGCCAAACACGACGCGUCACGCGUCAUCCAGUCGCUCAUGCAGUACGGAAGGCCCGAGCACCGCUCCCAGAUUGUGCUGGAGAUGAAGGAUCAUCUCAUUGAGGCGGCUAAAAUGCAGUACGGCUGCUUUUUGGUGCAGAAGAUGAUCUGCUAUGGCAGUGCGGCAGACCGUGCCGUCAUCGUCAAGUGCCUUACGGGCCACGUGGUGCAGGUCGGUACUCACAACAUUGCUGCCAACGUGCUCGAGUAUGCACAGGAGUUUCUGAAGCCCUCUCAGCUCACAGCGCUCAGGUUGGAGUUCUAUGGUCGUGAGUUUGCCUACUUCCGCUCAGAGAGCAAGCACAAUCUGGCCGAUAUUAUUGCCGCGCAUCCGGAAAAGAAGGCAGAUGUGCUCCAACAUCUCAGCAGUAUCUUGAACCGCAUGGUCGACAAGCAGCUCCUCGGUUUGGCCUUUGUGCAGUCCCUGUUGUGGGAGUACUUGUGCAACGCUGAGUACGAUUACGUGAUGCUAAUGGUUGGCAACGUUCGCGACGCUGCAUUGGCACUGCUUGCUACGCGAAAUGGUGCUCGCGUGGUCAACAUGUGUAUCUCACUCGGUACGGCGAAGGACCGUAAGCGUAUUAUCAAGACCCUGAAGGACAAGGUUCUGGAUGCAUGCAACCACCCAAGUGGCUAUCUCGUGAUCAUGCGCAUCUUGGAUGUGGUGGAUGACUCUGUUCUUGUACAGAAGUCCAUUUUGGCGGAGAUGAACGAUGCGCUCUUUUCGAUCGCAAUGCACCCUGGCGGACGAAAGGUUCUGUUACAGCUCCUGAGUCCUCUAAAUACGAAGUAUCUGUCGCUAGAUGACCUAACGCUGCUCGAGCCUCCCAUGUUGCGAUCACCGGAGGACUCGACGGUCAUGAUUGUCAAUUACAAGAAAGACCCAGAUGCUCGUCGGAGAGAGCUGCUAAAGGGUCUGCUACCCAAGCUUGAGGAAAUGUGCAUCGCAAAUGUGGCUGACCUGAUGCGCUCGAAGGAAGGCCGCGACGUGAUUGUCGAGGUCGCCAAGCACAGUGAGAGCACCGAGCUGGCAGAUAGUGUGAUUGCCGCCGUUCUUGCAGAGGAAGCAGAGCCUCUUUACACCGAUGCCAAUGGCCACUUUGCUCUGCGUCGCUUGAUCAUGGAAACCCGUAUGACAGAGCCUCUACUCACGGCCGUCGCCAAACAGUUGUCAAACUGGGCGACAAGCAAUCGUGGCUCCUUCGUGGUCCUUGCGUUCUUGGAGGCUGAACGCGCCCCCAAAAACGUGACCGACGUGGUGAAGAAAGCACUCGAGCCUGCGAUGAGUGAGCUGAAGAAGCUUGCUGACACGCAGAAGGGUACCGAAUUACUUCUUGAAAAACUAGGAUAG